Messenger RNA from Cyclocybe aegerita, 285 nucleotides. Lineage: Eukaryota; Fungi; Basidiomycota; Agaricomycetes; Agaricales; Hemipholiotaceae. The record is from the annotation of a GenBank genome assembly.
AUGGAAUCAAACGGGAUUCAAGAACCAUUCGACCUAAUAAGACUAUCAUUGAGCGAGCGCGUUUUUGUGAAACUGCGAGGAGAUCGGGAGUUGACUGGCAUUCUCCAUGCGUACGACGGCCACAUGAAUCUAAUUAUGAGCGACGUUGAAGAAACUAUCAUGAUAGUGGAUCCUGAAAGCGCUGCUAACGGACAAGGGGUUGUCAAUGUCGCCAAACGGAAGAUGGAAAUGCUCUUCGUGAGAGGUGAUGGGGUUAUCCUGGUAUCACCCCCAGCGAGGACAUGA